UAAUUUUUAAAUUAAAUUUAUAUGUAUGAUUUACAACGAACAUGUUUAUUAUUUAUGUUCUACGUUAUUUUGUAUAAAGAUAAUAAAUAUCAAUGAUGAUAAAAUUAAAGUGUUUUUCAACUGUUUGUAAACCGAGUGCAUGAUGUAUUUGUUGGAUUGCUUGUUGAAUUUCAUUCGUCGAAUUCUAGACACGAUAUUCGCCAGGCGCAUCACGAAUUCGCUAUUGAUAUUUGUUAAGACUAAUACCGGUACUGUUGUACCUGUGGGACUGGAUCCGAAAUGGGAAGUCCGAGACAUCAAAGAGUUUGUCGCCCCCAAGUUGGGAAUGACUCCUGAAGAGUUGAUAAUUAUAUUUGCCGGCAAAGAAUUGCAAGACUCAGAAUUAUUGGAAGAAUAUAAUCUAGCAGAACAGACUGUGUUACAUGCUGUUAAGUCGAGACAUAGGUCAUUUGAACGCAAGCCACGUGUUUCCACAUGUAUCGAAGAAGACGAAGAAUUUGAUGACACAAAACGUGCAGCUGUAAACUUUUAUGUAUACUGCACGUCACCUUGUGCCAAUACAACUGUUGGCAAAAUCCGUGUAAGAUGCUUCAAAUGUAAGAGUGGUGCAUUUACCGUUGACGGUGAUCCAAAAAACUGGAAUGAUGUGCUCAAACCUAAAAGAAUUACUGGACAUUGUGAGAUAAAUCAAUGUACAGAUGGAGAGGUUGGAUGGUCAGAAUUUUAUUUCAAAUGUUCUGAACAUGUUACCAAAGGUGAAAAUGAUGAAGCAAUUGCACUACAUUUGAUUAGAAAUAACUUACAUGAUAUCCAAUGUCUAGCUUGUACUGAUGUUAGAUCAAAAGUAUUUGUAUAUCCAUGUGAUGAUGGACAUGUAACCUGCUUAGAAUGUUUUUGUGAAUAUGCAGUUAGCCGACUACGAGAAAGAAGAUUCAUUUUUGAUUAUAAUCUUGGUUACACAUUACCAUGUCCAGCUGGUUGCCUUAACAGUUUAAUUAACCAACCCUAUCAUUUUAAAGUGUUAAGUAAAGAUCAUUUUGAAAUGUAUGAAAGGUUUGCAACUGAAGAAUAUGUACUUAAUAAUGGUGGUGUGUUAUGUCCUCAACCUAAUUGCGGUGCAGGUAUACUUGUUGAUGAUGAUUGUGACAAAGUAUCGUGUAUUAAUGGAUGUGGGUAUGUGUUUUGUAAGAAAUGUCUCCAAGGUUAUCACAUUGGUGAAUGUUUACCAAGAGAAGAGCAAUUAGUUAUUGAUAUAGCUGGUUAUUCAGUUGACCCUAAAUUAGUGUCACAGUCUAAAUGGGAUGAUGCAAGUAAAGUCAAGAUCAAAGUAUCUACAAAACCUUGUCCAAAAUGCCGUACGGCCACUGAGCGAGAUGGAGGUUGUAUGCACAUGGUAUGUACUCGAUGUUCAUUUCCAUGGUGUUGGUUGUGUCAAACAGAAUGGACAAGGGAGUGUAUGGGUAGCCACUGGUUCAGUUAAAAUAUUAUAUUCAGUUUUUCAGUAUUUAUAUAAAUGUCUACUGCAUAUUUAACUUAAUUAUCAUAUAUUUUUAUUUUUUGUAAUAAAGUAUUAUUUUCAUAUUUA
Messenger RNA from Rhopalosiphum maidis (corn leaf aphid), 1585 nucleotides. It is a transcript of the gene park, whose product is annotated as E3 ubiquitin-protein ligase parkin. Gene Ontology annotation, biological process: ubiquitin-dependent protein catabolic process; positive regulation of proteasomal ubiquitin-dependent protein catabolic process; regulation of cellular response to oxidative stress. The coding region runs from base 140 to 1480 and encodes 446 amino acids. Lineage: Eukaryota; Metazoa; Arthropoda; Insecta; Hemiptera; Aphididae. Gene Ontology annotation, cellular component: Golgi apparatus; endoplasmic reticulum; mitochondrion. The record is from RefSeq and is a predicted model, not a curated record. The transcript has 8 exons. Gene Ontology annotation, molecular function: ubiquitin conjugating enzyme binding; ubiquitin protein ligase activity; zinc ion binding.